CUGUCCGCUCUCCCGCGCCGUACGGCCCGGCCGCGCCGGCUCCAUCCGCUCGCAACUUGGCGGUGCGGGGCGCGGGGGCACCGCCGCGGCGCUGCCCUCGCCGGGCGGGGCGAGGCCAUGGCCGGCAUCGGCAUCGACCACUCCAAGCUGCCCGGAGUCAAGGAAGUAUGUCGAGACUUUGCUAUUCUGGAAGAUCAUACCUUGGCCCAUAACUUACAGGAACAAGAGAUUGAGCAUCACUUGGCUACAAAUGUUCAGCGUAAUCGUCUGGUGCAACAUGACUUGCAGAUGGCCAAGCAACUGCAAGAAGAGGAGGAUAAGAAAGCACGUGCUCAAAAACACCAAAAAGACUUGGAACGACAGGACUGCGAGAUCGCUCAGGAAAUCCAAGUGAAGCUCACGUUUGAAGCAGAGGAGCGCCGCAGGCAAGAGGAAAAAGACGAGGACAUUGCCCGUCUCCUCCAACUGCAGGAAGAAAAGAAGCGCAAGAAGCACUACCCAGAGUCCCAGGGCUAUGAGGAGAGCUAUUAUGCAGAAAAUGGAGAGCACCCCUGGCAUGACCCCAGAGAGCAGUUUUCUGAGCCUCACAGGGCACACAGUCAUGACAGGCGCAGGCACCACCAGAGAGAGCACAGAGGACCUCCCUCACCUUUGGCCGACGGUGCCUCCAAAACCAGGCGUUCCACCUCGGAGGAUCGUCGGAGGUCUCCUUACCUGAGAGAGACCAGCAGUGGCCAUCAGCAGGAGUGGAAAACAGCCAGCCAGGAAAGGUCCCGGAGACAUCCUAGCCUUGAUCUGGAAAGAGAGGCUGAGCAUGGUGCCUGUGAUCACAGCCAUAGCUGGGAGCUGCGGGAGAGGAGGACAGCUGCCCGGGAGAAGGGUAGGAGACCUCUCAGUCUUGACCUGGAGUCGAAGCACGGACUUGCAGAUGAGGCACAGCACAGGAGAAAGCCCCCAAGGCAAGACAGAGAAAAGCACCUUCCCCUUCUUGAGUUGGAACUGGAGGCUGAGCAGGAAACCUGGCAUCAGGGCGGCGGCCGGGUGGUACGCCCUGAAAAACACAAAUCUCGCCAUCAGGGUCACUCAUCACACAGGAUGGCACAUGAUGAGAAGCUCCAUGAUGGUGAAUUUAGAGAUGAUCGUAGAAGGGGUGAGGCAAGAGACUGCAGAAGGGCAGGACAGAGGACACAUUCCCCAUCCCCACGUGCUGUGACCCAGGGGAAGGGUGGAGGCUGCCAGCGAGACUCAGGCACUAAUUUGAGGGGGAUGAAACAAACCAUGUAUGAUGCACCCCGAAUGGAACAGGAGUUGUCUGAUGCGGAGAUUGCUCGGAAGCUGCAGGAGGAAGAGCUCCUGGCUAAUGAGGCAGAUCAGAAGGCAGCUCAAGUAGCCCAGGAUGAGGAAAUUGCUCGACUGUUGAUGGCUGAGGAGAAAAAGGCUUUAAGGAAAGAGAAAGAGAGAGAAAAGUCUUCCUUUGAAAAGAGGAGGCAUGAUCAAGAUUGGAAGCCUGAUGCAGGCGAGUCCACACGCUCAAGGUCGAGAGAAGGGCCUGAAACUCAGCGACACAGAAGCGACAGGUCCUCAAGGUCGCAGCCUCUCCUCGAUGACUUUGAACACUCUCGAUAUUACACAAGCCAGCCCAGCCCCUUGCGCCAGAUCCCCAGACCUGAGCACUCUCCUAAAGGUUCCCGUAGGAAGCAGUAAACUGUGCUAGCCUUUGCUGACUCUUCUGUAGCAAAUAUUACUGGAAUUGCCAGGCAACUUCCUUGAUUCCUGACCCGAUGGGAGGCCCACCCUCCACUCCCAGGAUCAUUUCUUCAAGUGUCAUCAUAUUAAGGAAAAUUAUUUGUUUCAGUUUCUUACUCAUAUGUGAUGACUGAAGCAGUGCAGUAUAAUCUAGCUGCCACUGAGCUGUGCAAAUCAACCAGCUGGCUUAACAGCUCCUUCAUACAUCCUUUUGAGGCUUUCCUUCUAUUUUUAUUUUUAAUCUUUGGCUGGAGCUUUGACAAAUAGGACAAAUUGAGAUGCAUGUAAAAUGGAGGAAAAUUGAAGAAAUGAGUUGUGUUAUGGCAGUGCAGCGAAACAUCAGAAGUACAAGUCCUUUCAGUAUUAGGAUGGCUUAGCACAAAGAGUUGUAAGAGGAAACGUGUUUCUUCCUGUUUUGGAUAAGACAACUGACCCAACCUGACAGUCAUACUAG
Messenger RNA from Pipra filicauda (Wire-tailed manakin), 2200 nucleotides. It is a transcript of the gene CCDC50, whose product is annotated as coiled-coil domain containing 50. The record is from RefSeq and is a predicted model, not a curated record. The coding region runs from base 118 to 1704 and encodes 528 amino acids. Gene Ontology annotation, cellular component: cytoplasm. Gene Ontology annotation, molecular function: ubiquitin protein ligase binding. The transcript is spliced from 12 exons. Lineage: Eukaryota; Metazoa; Chordata; Aves; Passeriformes; Pipridae.